Molecule: messenger RNA, 661 nt
Organism: Camellia sinensis
Lineage: Eukaryota; Viridiplantae; Streptophyta; Magnoliopsida; Ericales; Theaceae
Source: RefSeq, a predicted model, not a curated record
ACGAGUGUGAGUGGUCUUGUCAGCACCCAACCCAACUCACACUGCAUCUCAACUCCGUCAAAUUUGUCUCUCCCUCUCUACAUGUAAUUCUCAUUCAUCCCUCCUGUCUUCUAAAACCCAAAACCACUCCCUCACUAUUCCACUCCAAUUCUCGAUUUUUUUCUCAGUUAGGGUUUCGGUCUGUGAUUUACAGAGAGAGGGGUACUAAGGUAUGGCUGAUCAUCUGUAGAGGUUGGGAUCGGAGGAGUCGAGUAUGAAGGAGGAGCUGUGCAUGGUGGAGGUUGAUCCGCCGAUCAGAGAUAAUCUUGCCACCGCCGAUGACUGGCGGAAGGCGCUUGAUAAGGUGGUUCCGGCGGUGGUCGUGCUUCGGACCACCGCUUGUCGGGCUUUCGACACCGAAUCUGCCGGUGCCAGCCACGCCACGGGCUUUGUCGUUGAUAAGCAGCGCGGGAUUAUUCUCACCAAUCGCCACGUCGUCAAGCCCGGACCUGUAGUUGCAGAAGCCAUGUUCCUAAACCGCGAAGAAAUUCCUGUGUAUCCUAUGUACCGUGACCCGGUAGGUGGUUUAUAUUUGGGCUUUCUUUCUUAUGUUUAUAUUGUUUUUUGUUUUUGUGUGAGUAAUUUUCUGACCACACUGCUAAUUUAGUAUUCAGCUGGAGAG